Phaeodactylum tricornutum CCAP 1055/1 is the source of this 924-nucleotide messenger RNA. RefSeq lists its product with no specific name. Bases 1 to 924 code for a protein of 307 amino acids. Lineage: Eukaryota; Bacillariophyta; Bacillariophyceae; Surirellales; Neidiaceae. The transcript is spliced from 2 exons. The record is from RefSeq and is a predicted model, not a curated record.
AUGGAAACGACACAAUGUCCAGAACAGCUUUGGGACUACGCCAUUACCUACGUGGUAAUUGUGCGUAAUAAUACCGCUCGCAAAGCCUUAAAUUGGCAAACGCCAUUAACGGUUAUGACAGGUGACACGAGCGAUAUUUCAGAAUUGUUGGAUUUCGAGUUCUACGAACCGGUACAAUAUUUUGACAAUCCUGAAAUUAAAUUUCCACAAGCUAAGGCUAAAGUUGGUCGGUGGCUUGGUAUUGCAACAAAUGUUGGACAAGCUAUGUGCUACUAUGUCCUAACAGACAAAGGAACCGUGAUAGCGCGAUCCACAGUCACACCACUUCACAAAGUUGAUUCGACUGCUUUGCAAACCUCUCUUACAGCUUUUGAUGCUAUGAUAAGGGCUAUUUAUCAGCCUACUGAUUUUGCUCACAGCACUAAAAAGCAAGCUGCCUCGUUACGACGAGAUGAAGCAAUGAAGGUUGCCAGAAAAACUGGUGAACCUGAAGAUCCAGGAGUCCGUAAUAGACAUGUUCUGUAUGACUUAAAUGAGGGAGCCGACCAUGACCAAGUGGAACCAGGACUAUCAGUUGAUGAUUACUACGGUAACGACGACGAAAAAGAGUCUGGUUCGUCGGAUCUCCUUGUCGGCAGCGAAGUACUCCUUACUAAGGGAGGUAUACAACAUCUAGGCAAAGUCACCAAGCGUGAUAAAAAUGGCCAGCCCAAGGGCUCAAACGAAACAACCAAUUAUGUUGUUGAGUUCAAUGAUGGUACUGAAGAGAUUCAUGGAUACAAUGCUCUGCUUGACGCUGUGUAUAAGCAAAUAUUGUUGACCAUCAAAGGCGCCCACGUGGCGGCCGAGGACGAACGAAAGGUUGGUUCCUCCGUGUUAAAUGGGCCAAUGGUGAAUACACCUGGGAGCCUCUUACCUCUUUAA